Amphiprion ocellaris (clown anemonefish) is the source of this 5964-nucleotide messenger RNA. Its product is annotated as heterogeneous nuclear ribonucleoprotein L-like. The coding region runs from base 695 to 2086 and encodes 463 amino acids. The transcript has 14 exons. The record is from RefSeq and is a predicted model, not a curated record. Gene Ontology annotation, biological process: mRNA processing; regulation of RNA splicing. Gene Ontology annotation, cellular component: nucleus. Lineage: Eukaryota; Metazoa; Chordata; Actinopteri; Pomacentridae. Gene Ontology annotation, molecular function: mRNA binding.
UCUGUGACCAUUGUGGGUUUUGUUUUCAUUAACCGAGGGGUACUAACAAUUUUGUCCACAUUUGUAACUAUCAGUCAUAAUUUAGUCUGCAGGCUCUUCUGUUAUUUGUUGAUGCUCAUGAAGAGACAGGUCGAGUCAAGUUCACACACAGUCUUGGUGAAGUUUUCAGGCAUACAUCAGCAACAGACAGAAACAAAGGGUACUGAAAGACUACAGUUUGAGUAUUUGUUGUUACUCAUUCUGACAACACUCUGUUGGGUGAAUCACAUCUACAGCUGGCGCGAUUUCCUAUAUAUAGGAAUACAUAGUGCACGACAGCCAGGUUUUUCUGUUUCCAUGACAUCCCCAUGGAUGUAGCCAGAUGCCAGGGUUCUCCAUGGAUUACCAUCCCGUGAGCAGGAGAUGGAGGCACCGCAGGAACUGGAGACAAAAGCAAGGCCGCAGGGUGGACGUGCUGGUGAAGCUAUGGAGGUGACCACAUAAGCCGCCACUUCCAAGUAUUUUUCUCACCAAUGCAGGAUCCCUUGCAAAUAAGAUGGAUGAAUUGAAGCUACAGGUUGCAGCAAACAAAAUCAUCAGGGAUAGUUGCAUUCUGCUAAUCACAGAGACCUGGUUUCAUUAACUCAUUCCAGAUACAGCUAUCCAGCUAGCAGGCCACACACCGGUAUGACAGAAGCAAGGACUCUGUUAUGUGAUGAUGAUGCCGUUCAAGCGUCAGGCCUUGGUGGAGUUCUCUGCAGGAGAGAGUGCUGACCUCUGUGUGUCUUGUGGAGCCAAGGAACCUGUAUACAUCGCAGGCCAACAGGCAUACUUUAAUUACUCCACAUCCAAGAGAAUCACCAGGCCAACCAAUGCAGACAACCCUAACAGUGGCAACAAGGUCCUCUUGCUGUCCAUACAGAACCCCCUCUACCCUAUAACCACGGAAACACACACACAAGGGGAAGGAGGGGCCCUAGCCAGGACCUGCAGAGGCAGACCUAACACUGUGUUUUCAUACUUGGAUGUUCUGUACACCGUAUGUAACCCUAUCGGCAGUGUGCUGAGGAUUGUCAUCUUUAAACGAAAUGGAAUCCAAGCCAUGGUGGAGUUUGAGUCUAUUCAGUGUGCUCAAAAGGCCAAAGCAGCUCUGAAUGGAGCUGACAUCUAUGCUGGUUGCUGUACACUCAAGAUUGAAUAUGCAAGGCCAACACGUCUGAAUGUGAUUAAGAAUGACAAUGAGAGCUGGGACUACACUAAACCGUACCUGGUCAGACGAGACCGUGGAAAGGGAAGACAGAGACAGGCCAUUUUAGGAGAACACCCAUCAUCCUACAGUGAUAAUGGCUAUGGUCCACCAUGUCCCCUGCUACCUCUGCCCAACAACAGCAGAUACAAGCUUACGUCAGUGGAUGUUCCAGACAUGGUAUCCUAUCCUUUGCCCCAGUCAUCCUCCUCAUACUCUGGCCAUGCCCCUAGCUCUGUUGCCAUGGUAAGUGGUCUCCAUCCUUCCAAGAUGAACUGCACCCGGAUCUUCAACCUCUUCUGCCUCUAUGGCAACAUUGAGAAGGUGAAGUUUAUGAAGAGUGUUCCUGGUACAGCAUUGGUUGAGAUGGGGGAUGAGUAUGCUGUGGAUAGAGCCAUCACACACCUCAACAGCAUCAAGGUGUUUGGCAAAAGACUUAACGUCUGUGUGUCCAAGCAGCAUGCUGUGAUCCCCAGUCAGGUGUUUGAGUUAGAGGAUGGCAGCAGCAGCUAUAAAGACUUUGCCAUGACCAGGAACAACCGCUUCAGCAGUGCUGGUCAGGCCUCCAAAAACAUCAUCCAGCCUCCCUCUGCAGUGCUACACUACUACAAUGUUCCUCCAUGCAUAUCACAGGACCAUUUACUGAGGCUUUGUACGGAGCAUGAUGUGCCUGGCUUUGUCAAAUUCAAGAUGUUUGAUGCCAAACCCUCUUCUAAGACCAUCUCUGGCUUGUUGGAGUUUGACAGUAAGACAGAGGCUGUGGAGGUUCUUACUGUUCUCAACCACUACCAGAUUAGGAUACCCAAUGGAUCCAACCCGUACACCCUGAAAUUGUGUUUUUCCACCUCAUCUCAUCUAUAAAAACCUGCAGAGCACAGAACAGGCUGCUGAGUCUGAAGAUGGCUGACCUCUGACCUGAGAGAGGAAGCAGGAGCAGGAUCUUGAGAAAAGACACGUGAAACAGUGCAGGAGAGAAUAACAGAAAGAAAAUGAAAAAAGAAAUGAGAGAGAGAUGGAAUUUAAAGAAGAUAAAGCAACAUUGUAAGAAGAGUAUUAAGGAGACAACACUGUCACUGUCUUCAAACGGAUCAUCAAUGUACAUCUGUCAUCCCAGCAUCAAAUCACAAGCCAACACGCUGACAGACUAGUACCCUACUUGAAAAAUGAUUCUAAUGUGAUUUUAUCAUCAUGUAUGACACUUGGAGGAUCUGUUUGUCCCAGAUGUCUUCACUGCAUGGUAAACCUGUCUUUGACCGGCAAGGACGACCUACUCUGAGAAGUCGGCUGUACGAACCUGAAUCUGCUUCAGUGACCUCAAACAUCUCUUAAGACAUUAUCAGUGCAGGUGGUAUAUGGUCACUUACAUAACCUUUUACUGUUUCAAACAGUAAGUAAAUACACAAAGUCCUUUUAAACUGUUAUCCAUCAAAUACAGUAAAAGUGGAUGCAAUCAAACAGAUACUGCUAUGAUGGUAGCUAAGCCUUAAGAAAGAGAUAUGUCUCCACUGUUUGGUGAACAUGAGAUAUCUCAGUUCAACUUUCAUGUUUGCUGUGGACAUUGGUCCCCAGAGUAAACUCCUAAUGGUUCUGGUGACCUCCAAACCUCAAACACUUGGUCUAUGACACGGCAUCUGGAAAGCUAGUUAAUUUCCAUUGGACUUUAGUGAAUAUUCAUGUUUCUCAGAGAAGGAAUUCAAAUGUUUCUUAAAAAAAAAAAAAAAAAAAGCUCCUGUUAUUUGUCUUAUCCCCAUCUUCAGCUUUCCCAGUACUGGUUGGGUUAACUUACAGCUCGGGGUUUUCCAUUGACGUGGAGGAGAAGAACAAACGUGGUCUGUUUUCGUUUUCAAAGUUGCAAAAGGAAAAUUUGUGAGCCUUUAUCUAACAUUAGCAACACAUUAUUAGCUUUUGAUAAUGUAGUCAAGUCAAAAUCUCAUGUUAUCAAAUACUGUUACUAAUGUUGUAGACAGCUGUACAUUUCAUACAUGAAUCUAAAUGUACAAUAUGCUCACAAACUACUGCAUCCUGUUGUACAUACUCUGUUAUAGUGGGUGAACCUAAAACAGAUAGUGUUGAGCUAACCAUCCUGAUCUGUUUGAAAAGUGUUGUAAUUAAAAAGUUUCUCAUGACAUCUUCAGUUGAACACUUUCAAAGUAUUCCAAUCACAACAAGAGGUAAACGUGAACACGUACUUGAGAUAGAAACGAGCAGCAGAGGAGUUGGGGGUGCCAAACACAGGGACUCUUGAACUACUCUGACUCUAAAGUUUGUGACCUUUUUGAUAGCAGUGCCCUCAGAACAAAUGUUACAUUUUCAGCUCCUUAUCACGCUCUAUGAAUAGGAAUGUUAUUAUUGUUGGGUUUUUUAUUAUUGUUAUAAUAAAAAACCCAAUUGUUGUAUUGUUACUGUUAUUGUCUUUCUUUCUUUCUUAUUAUAGGUUUUAUUAAAAUACAGUGUCAAGGAGCCACUGGCAGAUGUUCAGACUUUAAAGCUGCUUAUUCAACACUCUUACAUGUUUCUUUAAUAUUUAAUAUAUUAAAUUAUUCUGGUAGGCUAAAGACUAUAUCUCUGGAACAAAUGUAUACAUCACACAACCCUCCACAGGAUAGAGUGAUGUAUAGAAAAUAGAUGGAUGGAUAUUGUACACAUGUAGUAAUAUCAUUUUUGUUGUAGUAUUAUAAUGGGUAUUUAUUCACAUGGAAUCAGUAUAAUUGUACAGAUGAUAUUUAAUUUUACCCAUGAGGCUGUGGAUUAUGUCUAUAAAUAUGAUUUUCAGUAUGAUUCAGUGGAAUAAUCAUAACUUUCUCACAGUAUGCUGACCACCCCAGACACAGUGGUGACAUAAGGCCUUUCACUAUAUGGCAUUUCAGUUAUGGUAGAUACAUAAUGUCACACAUACAAAACAGAAUUAAAACAGUAUAAAACUGUUAAAUUAAAAACCAGAGAUGUGAGAAGUCUACAUGACAAGCCAAGAAUCAGAACCUGAAAAUUAGCUCAGAUCUUGGUAUGUGUUGAGACAAAAACCAUAUGAUUCUACAUGCAUGUAAACACAGCCAUAGCUUACCAGGUGAUUCAACUAGAGAUAUUGGCCCUAAUAUGUCAACAAGUCACUAUUAUAAUCUGAUCUUUAAGGAAAAUUUCUGCUGUUUAUCGAUACUUCAUAGGCUGUUGCAGUGGCAGCUCACUGUAGCAGUCACUGUAAACUAAUAGAAUAUGUGUAAUGACUUGGAUAUGAUGAAUAGUGAGCUUGCCAAUUUGUUAUUUAUUCCUGUCCGGAACAAGAAACAUGCUGACAGCUCACUCAUCAGCUUACCUGCUCUGAGUCAAUAUAUAACAUUACACUUGAGUGCAACCGAACAGAAGAUGGACCUUUAGCUGAGUCCAAUUUGAUGUUUUAAAACAAGUGAAUCCAGCUGAAAUAUCUAUUGCAGCUCUGCUUUUUAAAAAGAAAAUGCACAGUUACUAUAAGACUAGGAUGUUAAAGUAGAACUCUGCAGUUUGAGUGGUAAUUUUAACAGAAAUAGUCUAAUCUUAGUUUCAGUCUCAGCAUGUAACAAUUCCAUUCUUGUUAAAGCAGGGAAAGAUUGCAGUUAUUACAAAAGAUAGAAAUAUGUAACUAUUUGCAUUGUGCACAUAAAGCUACUGCAGUUGUGUAAUAUCUUAUGACAUUUUGCUUUGUCAUAUAGAACACCAUAUUCACUUUCAUUGUGGUGUUUAUUUUUUAAAAUAUAUUGCCAAUGCAGUGGUUUUACUUUUCUUUUUGGAUUUUGCAUAAAAUAUAAGUGAAUAAACAGACUAUCAAAAUACUACAAGAUGCAUAAGAUUAACAUGAAGGCACAGUAUGGGUGAGGAGACACACUGAGCUUCUUAUAGGUCUUUUUUUUUUGUUUGUUUUUUGCUGAGGUAUAGUCGCAAACAUCAUGUACAUCUGUUCCAUUCAGAUCUUACUGCUCUAAAACUCUCUUUUAGUACGCCAGGAUCCAUCACAGUUGUGAAUUAAUGCAUGCCUAUUGUAAAUAAUAUGUAAAUAAGGAUGAGUUGGAAAAGGUUUCAGCAGACCAAGCCUAUCUCAGUCUAAGUUAUUACUCAUUUAGAUGUUGUGCAACAGUUUUAAAUGGAUGCUGAGAGGUUUUGUCUUACAUCAGCUAAAUUUUACUGUAAUUUCUAACAAGAUUUUCUGUUUUUAAAGUUCACGCCUUUAAGCUUUGAUUAAUGAUGGAAGCUGAUGUGAGUUUUUAAUCCUCUGAGGACUGGAAAAACACAUUUAUGGCAAUGUUAUAGAAACCAAACAUGCAAUAUGUAGCAUGUGGGUUUUUCUUUAAAUAAAAAACCAAUAAUAGAAAUGUUUUUAAUUCAAAUUAAAUUUUACUUUCAUCUAUUUACACCAUGCAGCAUUUUAGCAGCAUACAUAUUCGAAUUGAUCAGCUUCUGGUAAAAAAUUAAAAUAGAUCAGUUACUUUCUUGUAUCUUAGAGGGCUGAAUUUACGUUUUUAUUUUCUAUAGUAAGAGACAGUGGCCAAGUGGGUUAAUCGAAGAACUGAUGGUUUGAGACAGAUCCAUAGUUAUCUUCAGAGUUUGAGGCUGUUAAGGUUUCCUGUUGGUAAUAGUUUAUAGUCAGCAAUAAAACACAGAAAAACACACUGAACAAGAUUGUUCCCUUCAUUUAAGAAUCCCUGUAGUUGUAACUUAUGUGUAUAUGUUCAAAUGAAAUAAAUCAGAUUUGGGCUGUGAAGUCACAGACA